Molecule: messenger RNA, 4203 nt
Organism: Grammomys surdaster
Lineage: Eukaryota; Metazoa; Chordata; Mammalia; Rodentia; Muridae
Gene: Csnk1g3
Product: casein kinase 1 gamma 3
Exons: 13
Coding region: 697-1971 (424 amino acids)
Biological process (GO): endocytosis; peptidyl-serine phosphorylation; signal transduction
Cellular component (GO): plasma membrane; cytoplasm; nucleus
Molecular function (GO): protein serine/threonine kinase activity; ATP binding
Source: RefSeq, a predicted model, not a curated record
CGCUGAUGCGGGCUGCUUGGGGGCCUCCGCCGCCGGAGAGACUAGACGCUUUCCUUUCUUUUUUUUUUCUUUUUUUUCACCCCCUCUUUUCUUUCUUUUUUUCCCUCCUCUCAUGUGUUCACUUCCGGGUCCGGGGCCGCUCCGGAUGCUCGAGGCCGAAGGAUGUUUGACCUCCGGAUAAGCGAGGCGCCGCCGUGCAUUCAUUCCCGGUUGCAUCGGUGGCCACAGCCGCGGCCCGGACGGCGACUCGGCCCUCAGCGGCGGCAGUAGGAGGUGCCGGCGGCGGCGCGCGGAGGCAGUAGACGCAGACCCGUCCUUCCCUCGCUCGCGCCUUCCUUCCCCGGCCUCGUUCAUCUUCCGCGGCCGCCGGCGGCGGGGAUGUGCCGGCGCUGACGGGCGGACGCGCGCGCCGGGCCGAGCCCGCUGCCCGCGGCCGCGCCUCUGAGAUCUCUGUCAGCACCAGCUUACAUUAAUCACCGAGAAGAUAAUUUUGAAGACAUAUUUUGCUGAGCAGACGACUGAGAAGUUGGCCGAAUGGGAUGAACACGCGUCACUUGACUGACUAUCCACUGAAGUGUGAGUGCUGACGCUGCUCAUAGGGUUCUGCUACCUAGUGAUGCGCCUGCUCUUCCAGUACCCCAUUUCAUCCUGCUUGUCUUGAUUAAAGAAUUCAAAGUGGAGUACCGCAAACUUGAUAUGGAUAAUAAAAAGAAAGACAAGGACAAAUCAGAUGAUAGAAUGGCACGGCCCAGUGGUCGAUCAGGGCACAGCACUCGAGGAACUGGGUCUUCUUCAUCUGGAGUUUUAAUGGUUGGACCUAAUUUUAGAGUUGGGAAAAAAAUCGGAUGUGGCAAUUUUGGCGAAUUACGAUUAGGGAAAAAUUUAUACACAAAUGAAUAUGUGGCGAUUAAACUGGAGCCCAUGAAAUCCAGAGCACCACAGCUGCAUUUGGAAUACAGAUUCUAUAAGCAGUUAGGAUCUGGAGAUGGUAUACCUCAAGUUUACUAUUUUGGCCCUUGUGGUAAAUACAAUGCUAUGGUGCUGGAACUGCUGGGACCUAGUUUGGAAGAUUUGUUUGACCUCUGCGAUAGAACGUUUUCUCUAAAAACAGUUCUCAUGAUAGCGAUACAGCUGAUUUCUCGUAUGGAGUAUGUCCACUCAAAGAACUUGAUAUACAGAGAUGUGAAACCUGAGAACUUCCUGAUAGGACGGCCGGGAAACAAAGCCCAGCAAGUCAUUCAUAUCAUAGAUUUUGGGUUGGCAAAGGAAUAUAUUGAUCCAGAGACAAAGAAACAUAUACCAUACCGAGAACACAAAAGCCUUACCGGAACAGCCAGAUACAUGAGCAUAAACACACAUCUAGGGAAAGAGCAGAGCAGAAGAGAUGAUUUAGAAGCUUUAGGCCAUAUGUUCAUGUACUUCCUGAGAGGCAGUCUUCCUUGGCAAGGCUUAAAGGCUGACACAUUAAAAGAGAGGUAUCAGAAAAUCGGAGACACGAAGCGAGCCACACCGAUAGAAGUAUUGUGUGAAAACUUUCCAGAAGAAAUGGCAACAUAUCUUCGUUACGUACGAAGGCUAGAUUUUUUUGAAAAGCCAGAUUAUGAUUACCUAAGAAAACUUUUUACUGACUUGUUUGAUCGCAAAGGGUAUAUGUUUGAUUAUGAAUAUGACUGGAUUGGUAAACAGUUGCCUACUCCAGUAGGUGCAGUUCAGCAAGACCCCGCUCUGUCAUCGAACAGAGAAGCACACCAACACAGAGAUAAGAUACAGCAGUCUAAAAACCAGGUUGUAAGUUCUACAAAUGGAGAGCUAAACACGGAUGACCCCACGGCAGGACGGUCAAACGCACCCAUUACAGCCCCUACAGAAGUAGAAGUGAUGGAUGAAACCAACUGCCAGAAAGUAUUGAAUAUGUGGUGCUGCUGUUUUUUCAAACGAAGGAAAAGGAAAACCAUACAACGUCACAAAUGACUGGACACAGACAGAUCCUGGGGAGUUACUUACAUGUUCAUAUGCUGUCUUGUGAUUAAAAUCAUCUCUAUAGUGACCACAUAUAUUUUCAAGGACUCACUCUUGAAACAAAAAUGUCAUACUUUCAUAUUUCAUUUUGUGGUUGUCUUACAUUCAUUCCCCCCCACCCCUAAUUUAACUUUAUGGAAGCUUUAAAAUUUUGUCAAAAUGUGAGUGCUUUGCCCAUCGUUGAAUGGAAUGGACCAAUGACGUGGUAUUGAUGAACACAGUUCCAUAGGACAUUGUUCAGAAGCUCUUCUGUUCUAGAAAACAAUACAGGUGUCCAAAUGUCAAUUAAUUGUACCUAAUUUGAUUUCUUUAUGUCUUCUAUAAAAGCAUAAUCAAACAGGAAUUUUCUUCCCACUGGAUAGUGCAGCAGAGAAAACAGUUGCCCAAAUAUUAAAAACAACUUUCUUGAACAGUUCCUGUUUUGUGGCAUCUGCAUUGAUUUCAGUAUGACUGAUGGUACUGUUAUUCAUGAAUCAUAUUGACAUUCUCUCUGUGAAAUCAUGGUACAGUCAUGCCCAGAGGUACUGAGGAAAAAGCACUAUGGGAUUGGCAAACUGUGGCGGUAAAUAAAUCAGCAGUGUUGGACAUGCGAGCUCGGCUUCUGUGGCGCCACUGUGUGAAGUGCAGCUGCAGAAGAAGCAGAAGCACCAGGAACAUUUGUUUAAUGCCACUCUGCUUCCAGAUGGUAAUAUGAUAGAUGGCAGAAGUGAGUACUGGAGAAGUAAUGUAUGUUAGAGAGGAUAAAAAUGUGAAACUUGUUUCAGUGUGUAAGGCUGGAGCCCCUUAAGAGCCUACUGCUCAAUGGUCACAUUUCUCUCAGAAGCAGAAACCUGAGUACGUGCCAUCCAGUGUUGGCUGCUUGUGAUGUUGUUCUUCAAUUAAAGAAAAGAGUCAUACUCCCAGCAAUAAGCACUGGGUCACUGUUGCCCUCUGUGCACAUUAGUCUCUUGUAUUCAGCGUUGCUACUUCUCUGGAGUUCCCUGUCUUGAGCAUAAUAUUGACGAUUGGAGAAUGUUCUGGAAAGGGUGGGCUGGGUGCUUUGCCUCCAUAGCUUUCACAGUGCCUGCAUAUGAACAGUGUAGCAGUUCUGUUAUUAGCCAAGUCCAUUCCACUUUGCAAGUGUGCUUUGUUUUACACCAUAAAGACACAGGUAUACUUUCUGUCUCAUCCUGUCAGCCAGGUUGUCGAGAGUUAAAGACUGGCUAGAAAGAUGCUGUUGAUCAUAUCACAAUUCAUCUUUUACUUAGAAAAUUGUUGUUCCUUCCAUGCACUCUCUUCUCUGUAUUGUGAGCCUUCAGGUAUGCUUAUUUAUUUAUUUUUUUUGUCUCAAGGUAACAUUUAAAAUAUGUAUUAAAGGAAAUGAAUCCACAUUUUUUACUUCAUUAUUGAAUUUACAGGUAUUUAAUUGUAUUUUGUAAUUUAUUUUUCUUAUUAGCCAAAAGUUCAAUGUGUUGCUUUUGAUAAAUUGGGCACCCACAUGAACAUCCCAAAUCAGGACAUUGUUUAUCUUUUUUCUUGAUUUUGAAGACCUACACUCAACUGAGAAAACAUGCGCUGUAUAAUUUGAUCAGCAGUUUCCAUUCUGUUUGUAUACUGUCAUGAUAUCUAAACUGCAGGAGUUACAUACUGAGUUUUUUUUAUUUUGUUUGCUUUGAGCAAGGUAGAUGGAUAUUUUGGCCAUUUAUAAUGUGAAACCACUUCUUUACAGUAUUUGACCAAAUUUGUGUGUCUAUGAUAUUUGUAAAUACAUGCAAUAUCUGUAUUUCUUAUCAUAAACCUAUUUAGUUUUAUUCUCAGUAGGGUUUUUUGGACUGUACAGUGUUUAUAUGAUCUGAAGUCCUUAUACAUAAGAAGGUGUGUAUAUUAAUCCAAUUAUGGACUUAAAUAUUUUAAAAGUAUGAAUACCCUUAUUUGCUGCAAAGGCCAGUGUGUAGACAUUUGCUUUUUAGCAAUAUUUUUAAGUGCUCCAUUUUAGUGCUGGAGAAUAAGUCUUUGGCACACAGACUGGUCAGUAAUAGGUAAUGCAGGUAUGUUCAGGUUAAGCCAACAAUGUUUUGCAUUUUUAUGCUUCUUUUCUGUCAACACUAAUGAAAUCAACAUUGCCUGAAUGUCUGAAUACUGAAACACAGCCCUGUUUAAAAGUAUGUAACUGAAAAAGAAAUAAAUAAAGGUAGUUUUUUUAAA